GACGCACUCUGAAUUGGCAGUGUUGAGGUCUUCAAUUUUCUUCAAGUGGGCACUAUGGCCCUUUCAUUCCCUUUAUGUUUGUCUUUUUUCCUGAUGCUAUUCCUGCGAGUCGCUGGGUCUGUGAAUGUAAAUCCGCCUGUGGAUGCUGCAGGAAGGACUACAAUUGAUUCCCAAACUUCCUUAUCGUUGGACAACUUUAUUGGCGGUCUACUUGCCUCCCUCUACGUCAUUAUCAUUUCGGAAUUAGGGGAUAAAACCUUCUUUAUUGCUGCUGUUAUGUCAAUGCAACACUCCAGAUGCUCGGUGUACGCCGGCGCAAUGAGUGCUCUUGCGACGAUGACAGUGCUUUCAGCUAUCCUUGGUUACGCUACGAAUAUCAUUCCACGGGUGUUUACGUUCUACUGUUCUGGCGUACUUUUUCUAGUCUUUGGGGUAAAAAUGCUAUACGAUGCUUACAGAAUGUCUCCAAUGUGCGUUCAGGAAGACUAUGAUGAGGUUAAAUUACAACUCUCUCAAUCUCCGGUUGAUUUGGAAACAGGAAGAGCCUCCAGAUCCUCCGAUCGUUCAUCACUGAGGUCGAGGAUACGAGAAGAUUUGCAACGUAUUUUUUCCCCAAUUCUCUUGGAGUCUUUCAUUUUAACGUUUUUGGCCGAAUGGGGUGAUCGGUCACAAAUCACUACCAUCGCAUUAGCUGCAACUAAGAGCGUCGCCGGUGUCAUCGUGGGUAGUGUUUUGGGUCACGCUCUCUGCACUGGCGUGGCGGUGCUCGUGGGCCGAUUUGUCGCUCAGCGAAUUCCGGUGAAGUGGCUCACUUACGUUGGAGGAGCCACAUUCCUGCUGUUCGCUGUGUUCACAUUCCUUGGCAAUCCGGAUUCCAACUCCUGAUGCCGUGUCUGGAGCCUCUGCAACCGCCAUCACUUUAAAGGACACUACACUCUGUCUCUGUCCCGCUCGAUCUUACUUCUACAUGUAUAGCAUGUGUACACAUCCAUCAGAUUGACGAUUACGCCAUCUGCUCCCUCUCAGGCCGUACGGAUUUUGUGAUCUGGUGCUUCCCCGAAUGUCCCAUUCCAAUCGACUUAUUCUGUGAUACAUAAAUGUCUUGAGAAAUCGGUGUCUUCCUUCUUCGUAACAGAGUCUUUCUUGCCGUUUCGCUUCACUUACGCACGCGCACGCUGUAGUCAUCUGUCCGCAUAGUGACCACCAUUGUGCCCUUCGUGUCAGCCCAAACUCCACCUUGACAUCAAUUCCUGUUUUCGUUCCUGUUUUCCGCUUGCUCUCAAGUCGCACUAUGUUGAAUGUGACUUUCAACAUGUCGUUCAUGUAACAGUGGAUAACUUUCCAACACGUCCUAUCGUUGAUGAAGAAUGAGAAUUACUUUCUACGUCAACUUUUUGAUAGUGGCCUUCAACGAAAAGAUUGCACGCAUUUAACCCCUAUGCUCCUAUGAGUUUCUCAGUCAUCAACGUCGCACGUCUUAUGAAGACUCUUGAGCGACUUCACUCCAGCUAGUCCCUCUUCCCUUGAUGACACUUUUGUGUAUUCCCUUUACUUUACUUCGGCCAGUGUUGUGAUCUGCUCAUUUCUCAUUUAUGUCUCAGUAAAACUUCCAC
Molecule: messenger RNA, 1613 nt
Organism: Dicrocoelium dendriticum
Lineage: Eukaryota; Metazoa; Platyhelminthes; Trematoda; Plagiorchiida; Dicrocoeliidae
Source: the annotation of a GenBank genome assembly